Cuscuta epithymum is the source of this 883-nucleotide messenger RNA. The record is from the annotation of a GenBank genome assembly. Lineage: Eukaryota; Viridiplantae; Streptophyta; Magnoliopsida; Solanales; Convolvulaceae.
UAUAUAUCCUCUUUUACAUUUCCUUAUAUGGCUCUCGAAGGGCAACUCGCCGGCGGCGGUAACGGCGGACGCAGAAAUGCAAGAGGCGCUAAGGAGGUGCACUUCAGGGGUGUGCGGAAGAGGCCGUGGGGACGUUUCGCCGCCGAAAUCCGAGACCCGGGAAAGAAAACCCGGGUCUGGUUGGGCACCUUCGACACCGCGGAGGAGGCGGCGAGGGCUUACGACGCCGCCGCGAGGGCCUUCCGCGGAGCUAAGGCGAAGACCAACUUCCCCUUCCCGUCGGGAAAGAGCAACCCAACCCACACCAGCACGUUGGAGUGUUUCUCAACUGGCAGUGGCGUUCACGCGCCCCGUCCACCCCCAAAGCUUGAACUCACGCGCCGCCCUUGCGCCGGAGGCAGUAUUGUCGGUGCACCGAUGAAUGACCCGCACUAUUUCGCCCGUAGACAGCCGGCUCAUGUGGCGUUCCUGUCAAAUGGUCAACCGGUUUUGGUCUAUCACGGACUGUGGGCACCCGGGGUGGUCAACCACGGGCUGGCGUACUGCUUCCAGCCGCCGGCUGUUAUAUCUGCCAAAUGCGGAGAGAGCGGCGGCGCUCACAGCUUCUCAGACUCGUCUUCCGCGGUGGAUGACAGCAAUGUUGACGGCGGCCUUUUCAAGAACGGUCUUGACCUUACUCUUAACCUUGCUCCACCCACAUAAAAUUAGAACGUGUUCUCGUGACCUGAUCUCUGAAUGUUUUUUAUCUGAAUUUUUUAAGUUCAAAUCAAUUUGCGUUCGUGAAUCUGCUAGUUGUUUCAUUAUUUUGUAAUCUCUAGUUUAGUAAUGUAGUACAUAAAAAUGAAUUUAGUCAUCUACUGAUCUACCCAAAAAAGUUCUCAUA